AUUAAUGGUGAGUCUACUAAUUCUACAUUGGAUUAUAGUCGAGUCAAUGAAGAGUCUAUGUUGAGUCAUAGUCUAGAUGAUGUAGUAUCUACAUUAAGUUAUAAUCGAGUCAAUGUAGAGUCUAAGAUCAAACUAGAAUGA
This is a messenger RNA of Funneliformis geosporum, 141 nucleotides long. NCBI's taxonomy places the organism in Eukaryota, Fungi, Glomeromycota, Glomeromycetes, Glomerales, Glomeraceae. The record is from the annotation of a GenBank genome assembly.